Molecule: messenger RNA, 3280 nt
Organism: Halichondria panicea
Lineage: Eukaryota; Metazoa; Porifera; Demospongiae; Suberitida; Halichondriidae
Product: ankyrin-3-like
Exons: 16
Coding region: 36-3194 (1052 amino acids)
Biological process (GO): protein phosphorylation
Molecular function (GO): protein kinase activity; ATP binding; protein binding
Source: RefSeq, a predicted model, not a curated record
CACCCUAAAAACGACCUUUACUUAACCUACAUAAAAUGGCUGAAAGUACAGAAGAUACUGAUGCCGUCGGCUUGGGGGACCUCGCUAAUCUAGUCCGUCUGUUUAGAAAUGGUGAAGCCAUGGACGCUAUUCAGAAGGCCCUCUCUCAGUCGAACCCGGCUGCAGUCACUCAACCACAACCGGAUGGCUCCUCUCUCCUACAUAACUUCGCCAUGUUGGGGAGCUACGAUAUUGUAAAACUUCUCUGGGAGAAUGGCGCUCGUCCAAGCAUCCUCAAGAAAGACAACUCAACCGUUCUACACUCAACGGUUCGAACGCAAGAAGAUUCGGAAGAUUUGGAGCGAUCGAAAAUUCUAAGUUUAUUCCUAACGUCUGAGGAAUAUCAUGGAAACAGUAUGCCCAUCAACUACAAGUGCUCUAAGGGAUGGACUGCUAUCAAGCUAGCUGCCCGUACUAACCUAGAAAGAUGUGUGGAGGUCUUGUUAGAGAGAGGGGCAGAUCCAGACGUCCCGGAUGAGGAGUGUUACACACCACUGCACAAUGCUAUUGGAAACCCGGAUAUUGUCAAGUUAUUGGCGACUAAGAGCUCGAAUAUUGACGUACAGAACAAGGACGGGGAAACCCCCUUAUUAGUUGCUUGUGAGCGCGGUCUAGUGGACUCUGCACUCAGUUUAUUGGAGAAUAAGGCCAAUCCCAACAUACCCAACAAAGAAGGUAUCACUCCACUCUUCCUCGCUGCCAGAGCUGGACAGCUGGACCUAGUGAAGGCGCUGGUGAGAAGAGGGGCCAACAUACAACUACAAGGAGCCUCACAAAACAUAGGUCCCCUCCAUUGGGCAGCUCACAAAGAAAGCGGGGAGAUUGCAAUAUUCCUGAUAGAGAGUGGGGCAGACGUGCUUCAACAAGACAAGGAGGGCAGGACACCACUCUCAAUGGCCUCCCCUGAACUGGCUGCCAAGAUGAUGGCUGCUGCCCAGCGUGUGAACCCUGACCUCUCCCUCCCUGAGGCCACACCCCCUUCAAUGUCCGCCAGUGACAAGGCAAUAGCCGCAUGCUGUGGAGGCAACGUACAAGCCCUACACGUCCUACUACAGGCCGGCAUAUCAGUCAACUAUGCUAGUAGUAGUACUGGCUCUACACUUAUACACAUGGCCGCCUAUUGUGGACAGCUGCACGUUGUACUGUUCUUGAUGCAACGUGGGGCUAAUUGGAAGACGGUAGACAAGGAGGGAGACACUAUUCUCCAUUUUGCGUGCAUGAAAGAAGCUAAGGGCGGCCUGCACGACAAGACGCUUGAGUUCCUGCUAUCCUCUCCUGUGAGCAUGCUCAAAGACGUACAAAAUGGCCUUGGGGAUACACCAAUCAUGGUGGCCACCAGGUGUCACUUCAUGCCUCGUGUUAGACUCCUCCUCCAACACAAAGCUGAUGUCUCCAUUGCCAACUCCAAGAGAGAGCUACCAUUACAUAGAGCGUGCAACUCAACAGAGUCCAUCGAGGCACUAUUCUAUUUCACUGAUUUGACCCCUGACCUCAAUGUACAAGAUGCAGACGGAUGGACUCCACUCAUGCAUGCUACCAAAGCUGGCUCCACCCCUCUCGUUAAAUACCUUCUCCAGAAAGGGGCGGAUCCCAACAUCCGCCAAACCAGUGGAUUCACUGCUCUGUAUCUGUCUGCACAAGAGGAGAAUGUGGUGACGUGUCGACUGCUACUGGAGGGAGGGGCUGACCCGCAGUUGGCUGGGGGGACGCAAAAACUGACCCCCCUACACAUCGCAGCUCACAGGAAUAGUCGAGGCAUUUGUGUGGUUCUGGUAGAGUAUGGAGCGGAUAUUCAUCAGCCUGAUAAUGACGGAGACACACCCCUUUCCUUGUCCGAGAAUACAGACCUGAAGCAAACUAUAAUGGCGUUGUAUCUCAAACGGCAAGAAGAACAGGAACUGUUGACUGCAGACAAUGAGUCAAGCACACCCACUCACAAGCAACAAAGUGUGGAUGGUGGAGUUAGUGUGAGUUGUGAGGUUAGUGAGGUUAGUGAGGGUGGUGUGCUGACUCGGCAGGGUACGUUUAGCAAGGACAACGAGAGAGAGGGGUCAGAGGUCGACACUGUACCACAAGCAAAAUACCAAGAAGUAGUACAGGAGCUGAACACACUGAGGCAGAGUCUCACUGAGACCAGUGAGGACCUCUCAUCAACACAGGGUAAUUGUGAACUGCUCUUGUCUCGCAACCACACCCUUUCUGAGGAGCUGCACAGACUACAGUCGCUCAUGGUGGCCCACCACAUAGAGGGGCGGUUAUCGUUACAUGAGCAGCCAGACUCUAGCGGUGUGGGGGAGAGGUCCGGAGUCAAGACACGUACGAGCUGGCUGGUUGGUAACACUCAGUAUGAGAUCACCAGCUCCAUGCUCAAUAUUGACCAGACAGUCAACAAAUUCUUCGACGUAUACCAAGGGACGUACCGGCAUCUCCCCGUGGCUGUGAAGGUUGUGAGAGGUGUGGGGGGAUGGGGGCCAGAGGUGUAUCAAACCUUCUAUCAAGAGAUUGAUGUUAUCAGCCAGCUACAGUGUGCGUGGGUGGUCCUGUUCAUGGGUUGUCUAGUAGAUCCUGACACGAGACAGUGUGUGGUCAUCACUGAGCUGAUGAGUAGGGGCAGUCUCCAUUCCGUUCUACACGAGGACAGAUUAACACUGGAAUGGAAACAGAGGGUCUCCAUUGUGAGGGACGUGUGCCGGGGGAUGGUGUUCCUGCAUUCUCACAACACUCUGCACAGAAACCUGGUACCACGGAACAUUCUCAUGGGUCAGCAUCUCAACGCUAAAGUAGGAGGCUUUGGACUAUGGGAGACACAGAAUGCUGCCAGUGACCACACACAGUCACAGAAUGAAGCCCCUCAAAUGUACAUGGCCCCUGAGGCUAACGAGAAACUAGAGUUCACUCAAGCUGCUGACGUUUACUCAUUUGGUAUUGUCAUGUGUGAGGUGGGUACGGGUGAUCAACCGUUCUCAGAGCUCUCUCCGAGUGACGACAAGCCGUUCCUAUUAGCCAUGAAAGUCUUCAUGGGGCGACGCCCACUCUUCCCUGAGGGCGUGCCCAAUGACUACCAGAGGAUUGCCCAAAAGUGUUGGCAAGGAGAACCGAGGGACAGGCCUAGCUUUGAGACUGUGCUCACACUACUCAACCUGACAGUGGACUAACUCUAUAAUUAUAUUGACUCCAUUCGUUUUUUAUAUGAUUGCUUGAUAUAAUUCAAAGAUCAAUUCAUUUUUUAUCCAUAUGGUAA